This is a messenger RNA of Endocarpon pusillum Z07020, 1236 nucleotides long. RefSeq lists its product as uncharacterized. The transcript has 2 exons. Lineage: Eukaryota; Fungi; Ascomycota; Eurotiomycetes; Verrucariales; Verrucariaceae. The record is from RefSeq and is a predicted model, not a curated record. Bases 1 to 1236 code for a protein of 411 amino acids.
AUGUCCGAAGGACAAAUUCCGGUUGGACGCACAGUAUGUGGCCCAGCGGCGGUCAUCGAGGACGACACAGAAGCUCUGCCUUUCCCAAUCCUGGCCUCUGAUCACAAAUGGCGCAACAUAUCUUCUUUCGGGACAGACCAAACCUGGGGGCCACUUAAGGAACUCAAGAUUGGGGGGUUACAGCGCAUAGAAAUCACGACUAAACUCACACAAGCUCGCGCCAAAUGGGUUGCUUUGGGCUCAGAGUUUGGAGCAGCAACUGCUGGAAUGGCGGUUGUCAGUCAAAAUCGAACGACUGCAAUCGGUCGCGCUUGUACGUUGGAUUUUAGAUGGGCGCUCGGUCAAACAUUCCGGAAGGGGGACAUCGUUUUAAAUGCCUUUGAAACCUUAAUUGGGAAGCCACCCCAGACAUCAGGAUCCACGUUUUGGGACUUCGGCCGUGCAAGCUUCUUUCAUGAAGGCCUCGUACCCUGGUACGGUGACACAAUAAAGGUCGACCAGGAGUGGCUUGACACGAUGUCUACUUGGUCCGUUCUGAGCAAUGAUGCUGGAGGCUACAAUAUGAGUGGGUUUGAAGCUCUGCUCGAUGCGACGGUGGUAGCGAGUCCUGACCAUACCAUGUUUCUGGGACCUGAGAGCACAUAUGACUCACUGGUGACGCUCGAGUACAUAACAUCGGUCUAUUUUGUCGAUGCCAUUUCCCGAACAGGCUGGGACCUGUCACUCCUGUACGCCAACAAUACGAUAAUCAACCCCAUCCUUCAGCAAGGGUCAACAGAGAAUCAAAAGAUCCUCAACGGCGGCCCUGUGUUUUCACGCCCCACCAAUAUUCCUUACAGCGUCGUUAAUGCAAACUGGCACACCUAUGGCGCUGCAUGGACACUGCAAGACUCUGGUCAAUGGAUAUCGGUUGCGAUUCUCAGUGUGCAUAUGGUCAUUGCCAUCGUUCACAGUCUAAUCCUUGUAGUGAGACGUCGAUCUGUGGAAACAUGGGACUCGAUAGAAGAGCUGAUAGUACUUGCUUGGAACUCGAUGCCAACAAGGCGGAAUGAUGAAUUGAGGAAUUGUGCAAGCGGCAUUCUCAGGACUAAGACCCUAGAAAGUAAGGUCCGAGUCGUAGCCAUCGAGGAGCAAGGGUUGGGAAGUCGUGUUGAACUGGUUGUGGUCGACGAGAUGGCAAGGAACAAAGACGGAAGAUCGGUAGACACGAUUAAGCCUGGUGAGGCGUACAUUUGA